AUGCAGAGAUAUCAACCACCUCAUGCUCGCCAGCGUCAGCGGAAUGGUCAAUCGCAAUAUCAGACUCGGGCCGAAGCACAGAAUGGACGGCAAGAUAUCAACGCAGAUAGUUAUGUUCGACCUGAUCGAGGACCAGGACCAAGAUCAGGAUCAGGGUCAUACUCUGAAGGAUACAACGAGAAUGUAAAUGCAAGAUUGAGUACACGGGAUGAUCGUUCAUAUACACAUAACAUACAGCAAAACGAUCAAUAUCGACAACAACGACCUAAUAGUUCUUCGUACUCCCGAUAUACGAUCAAUGAUCGACCUGGCCUUUCGACAUAUAAUUACACGUCCAAGAAAGACUGGUCAACUAUCCCUUCGAAGAAUACUUCGAAGAAUGAUGGGGUGUUCGCUUCCCCAGCAGGGGAUAUCAAACCUAUGAGAUUGAAUAAGAUCAAGAAAUUCGAUCUAGAUAGCAAUAAGGAUGAUGGGGAGUUUGAUUUCGAGUUGGUUCAGAGUGUUAGUAGAUCUGGAGGAGAUGGAAAAGAAGGGGAUAGGUUGAAAGAUUGGGAGAUCCAGGAGAAAUAUAGAGAAUUCAUUGAGAAGAAGAUCACAAAACAUCACUCGACAUUCAACACCACUUACCAUAAAGCUCCUAAACCAGAGGCGAAGGAUGAAAUUGAAAGUUUGGGUAGUAUCGUACUACUCUUCCGUAAAUUGAGAGAAGGCGUAGUUGCUUCAGGAAGGAUCGAUACAUUCGCUAUAGAGGUAUUCGAAUCAUCAGCGCGAUUCUCCAUCUUAGCCAACAACCGACCUCAAUUGAUAUCCUCGCUAAGUGGCCUGGUACCAGGGUUGUAUAAAGCUCUGAACAAUCGAUAUGACAACGGAAAAGUGAAUCCCAAUUCCGAGUCUGUCUAUCAUUCUCACUCUCAUUCUCAGAAUGGAGAGGAAGUCGAUCAACAGCUCAACAAUCUAUCGAUAUGCGAAGAAGAGAAAAAGAAAAAAGAUGGGAGGAAAGAAUUCAUCAUCUUGUUCUUACUUUAUCAACUGGUCAUCAUUGGUGAAAAUGAAUUUUGGUCAAAUUAUCAUCAACUUACCCAAUCAUCUAGAAAGAAGAAAUUGAAUAGACCCUUUGAUGACAUUACAAGCAAUAUCGAUGAUUUCAAGAAUUUCAAUCAGAUAGAACGAAAUGGUACUACAGAAUCACCCUUUGUUGCCCCAUCUUCAAUCGCUUUGGCGGUAAACAUCGCCCGAAUCAUAUCUCCAGAUCAAUUUGACCCUAUCAGGUAUUUUCAGCUAUUCAAUACCCAGACAACGGAGUACGAGAAGGUGAUUUUAUCAUGGGGAGAAGAUCGGAUACGUCAGAGAGCAUGGGAGGUACUGAAAAAGGCUUAUAUGGCAUGUUCAAUCGAAUGGGCUGUGAAGUUUUUGGGGUUGAAUGAAGGGGAGGUGGAAAGGUGGGUGGAGGAAAGGGGUGGGAAGGUUGAGGGAGGGUUGGUGAAGCUGCGUUGA
Kwoniella mangroviensis CBS 8507 is the source of this 1494-nucleotide messenger RNA. RefSeq lists its product as uncharacterized. The transcript has 5 exons. The coding region runs from base 1 to 1494 and encodes 497 amino acids. The record is from RefSeq and is a predicted model, not a curated record. Lineage: Eukaryota; Fungi; Basidiomycota; Tremellomycetes; Tremellales; Cryptococcaceae.